Molecule: messenger RNA, 629 nt
Organism: Python bivittatus (Burmese python)
Lineage: Eukaryota; Metazoa; Chordata; Lepidosauria; Squamata; Pythonidae
Gene: SEC61B
Product: SEC61 translocon subunit beta
Biological process (GO): intracellular protein transport
Cellular component (GO): Sec61 translocon complex
Source: RefSeq, a predicted model, not a curated record
UGUUGUGUCGAAGGGAACCAGGACCUCUCUUCAGCUAGAAAGAAGGGUGAGACGUGUCCUGUGAAUUGAGGGGGUUUGUGCUCUGUGUGCCGCCUUUGCUAUGCCGGGUCCCAAUCCUAGCGCCACCAGCGUGGGUGCCUCUAGUCGCUCCCCUAGCAAAGCAGUAGCCCCGCGUGCCACAGGAUCCACAGUACGACAGAGGAAAAAUGCGAGUUGUGGAACAAGGAGUGCAGGUCGUUCAACUUCUGCAGGUACUGGAGGGAUGUGGAGAUUUUACACAGAGGAUUCCCCUGGUCUCAAAGUCGGCCCUGUUCCAGUUCUCGUUAUGAGUCUUCUUUUUAUCGCAUCUGUAUUUAUGUUGCACAUCUGGGGCAAAUACACACGCUCAUAGACUUUAUGUCCUAUCUGCCAACUUUAAAAUUACAUUUUGGACCAAAUGAACAUACCCAUCAGAUUUUACUUAAAGAAAAAUGAAUGGGGUAUUCUAGAUGGAGCUGUUGCAGGAGAUUUAUUUCUCUGCUUUUAAACUCUUUGCUAAAUAGGAUUUUUGAUUCUUUUCUGUUGAAGAUCCUGUUUGCAUCUGUACACUUAAAUUGCAUUAAAUAUCAUUAAAAUAUGACCAAAUGAAA